AUAGAAAAUAUAGAUCAAAUUUAAAGGACGGAUACACCUGUUACCUGAACACCCACUUGACAGAUAUUUGACAGAUGACAUCUGUCUAAUUUUUUUUGCCUGUGAAGUGCUUAGUUUGUGGUUAUAUCUUUAAAUAAUUAAUAUUUCAAAAAAAAACUUAUUAUUUACCAACAAAAACUGUGGAAUGGAAAAUUUUAAUAUGAAAAAGCUUUAAUUCAACUAGGGACAUAUCAGAACAGAUUUUGGAAUGGAUAAGUAAAAUUUAGACUGACGAACUACAAACAGGAAAAAUGAAAGCGUUUAUGAAAAGUUUGACCCCAUCAACAUCUCGUAAAGAGAAACUCGUCACCGAUAAUCUGAUCAAUAAAUUGUCAGAGAGUGUUAAAUACAUUCAGAUGAAUAAUAAAAUCAAAGAAGAUAACGAUGAUGUCGCUGACGAUAUGCUAACGUUAAUGGCCAACGAUUUAGAUGGGGACGGAGAUGGGAGUACGAAUUUAUGUGCAGUCAUCGAAGCAAUCUUCUUACAUGGCUUGAAGGAUUCUUUCUUUCAAAUUGCAACAAAAGCGUUUACAAACGCAGAAACAGAUUCACGACCUGAACCAUCAUUUUGGGAUCUUUUACUAGUUUUCUCCCAUCAACAAAUCAUCUCACAAAUUUAUGCUUUGCAACAGAUAACGAAUGAAGUUGGAUAUUGUCGAGCAUGGAUCCGAAUUGCGUUAAACGAUAAUCUUUUAUCGAGUUACAUGAGUUCGAUGCAACGAGAUGCACAUAUUUUGAAACAAUUUUAUAAAACCUUUGCGUUUAUACGUGAUUCCGAAUUGUUUGAUGUAGCCCAAAAUUUGAUUAAUGGAGUCGAAACGAUACCUAAUCAUUCAUUUACGUUAGCGAUUAAUUCUAGUUUGCUGAAUUAUUGGACUACACCGCCAUUAUUGAUGGCUGGAAUAUGGUCACCGCCAUUGAAAUCAUGCCCUAUCACAUCUGGUAUCGACAUUGCCCAAUCAUUGGAUAUAACCAAAGUACAAAUAUCCAAUCAAAAUAAACAAUCAACGUCUACUGAUAACGACAGUGGAGUUGGAACUGGGACAAAUAGUACUAGUGGGGCAACAAGUACUGCAAGUACAACCAGUACCGGUAUAGGACAAUUAACUGCGUUAAAUGAAGGCGAAGCAUUACGUAUUAUCUUACAAAAGUCAAAUGAAAUCGAGGAAACAAUCAAUAAACAAUCGACUGAAAACGAUAAACAUCAAGAGGGCACUAGUGAAGAAUCAUCUUCGUUAACGCUGUCAACAAAUUUAGAUUCAUCAAUCGAAACAAAUCAUUCGAGUGGAAUUGGUAAUUCAUUGUCAGCCAUGAUGUGUGACGGAGAUGGCGGAUGGUCAUCUACAUCCUACAAACAAGAUAAUGAAGCGAGCUACAAUGCACUUAUCGAUAAUUAUUAUCACUUGAAUAUGAAGACGACAUUUAAGUUACCGAUUGUUGAGAAUAAUGUUGGGCCUGAGUCUAGUGAUCAAGAGCAGGUCAAUAAUAUUGAGGAUCAGAUAACGAGGUCUUUUACGGAUAGAAGUACGAAAAAUGAUCAGAUGCUGCAGAAUUUAGGUUACGAAGUGAUUUCGUCAUGUGAUCAAUCGUCAAGCGAUAUUACAACGAAUGAAUUUCAUCAGUUUACCAAAUAUUUUAGUCAAAUAGCCAACGAAAAGGGAUUAGAUCAACAAAAGUAUAAUUGCAGUGCUUGUGGAAAUACAUUGGGUAUUAGUUUUGGACAACCAAAAUAUAAAAUAUGUGGAUUGACUGGCGACUAUUAUUGCAGUGAAUGUAUGAGUGAUGAAUUACAUAUAAUACCUGCAAGAGUAUUAUUUAAUUGGGACUUUAGGAAAUAUCAAGUAUCGAAACGGGCUCACCUAUUUUUAACUGAAUAUAAAAAUCAUCCAUUUAUAAAUAUUAAAAUAAUAAAUCAAAAAAUCUAUUCAUUAAUAAAUAAAAUGUCGGAUUUACAUGAGCUACGCAUACAAAUGAAUUAUUUACGUGCAUACUUGUACACAUGUCGUGAACCGAUUAUAGAACAAUUAAAACGUCAAAUAUGGCCACGUGAAUAUCUAUAUGAAACAAUUCAUUUAUAUUCAAUAUCUGAUUUGGAAUUAAUCAAUAAUAAUAAUCAAUUAAUUAUGCAAUUAAAAUCACUGGUACAGUUUGCACGUAAUCAUGUGCUCACUUGUUGGUUAUGUUCACAAAAAGGAUUCAUUUGUGAGUUAUGUUCGAAUAAUCAAAUAUUGUAUCCAUUUGAUUUAGACACUACAUUACGGUGCGAAGUUUGUAAUGCUGUUUAUCAUCGCCAAUGUUUACAAACUUCAAGUGAAUGUCCAAAAUGUGAGCGACAACAAUCAAGGCGACAAACUCAACUUGAUUCUAAUAACUCUAUAAAAUAAUUUAAUUCAAUCAAUGAGAUUAUUACCAUCAAAUAAGAGAUCAAAAUAGUAUGUACAGAGUCUUUUUUCAACAUAAGACAAAAUGAACAUAAGAAAAAAUGUGCCAUAGAAUAUUCAAUAUACAUCGAUUAAGGACUAUAAAAUCAGUUCUGAAAAUUUUAGGGGACUUGCCAGAUUAUUUAAAUACAUUAAUGACUUCAAAAGUAGGCAUAUUUAACAUUGGUUUUAUGGUAAAACAGAAGAUGGAUGGUACGUUUUCAUAGAUUUCUCCAAAACUAGUCGCUAGACACUAAAAAAAGAAACGUGUAAUUUGGAAGGUUCAUGUUAAGAAAGACCAUGUGAUUUUUCAGUAUUCAUUUAUGUUUUCUAAAAUAAAAAUAAUUCGAGUGUCGGAAAUAAAACUGUUUUUUUUGUAAAAUUGUAGAACUAAGUCACAAAUGUUUCUUAUUUGAUUGUAAUUAAAAAUUUGAAUUUGU
Molecule: messenger RNA, 2899 nt
Organism: Chrysoperla carnea
Lineage: Eukaryota; Metazoa; Arthropoda; Insecta; Neuroptera; Chrysopidae
Gene: Plekhm1
Exons: 8
Coding region: 291-2423 (710 amino acids)
Source: RefSeq, a predicted model, not a curated record